Molecule: messenger RNA, 2313 nt
Organism: Girardinichthys multiradiatus
Lineage: Eukaryota; Metazoa; Chordata; Actinopteri; Cyprinodontiformes; Goodeidae
Gene: slc35a4
Product: solute carrier family 35 member A4
Exons: 1
Coding region: 9-986 (325 amino acids)
Biological process (GO): pyrimidine nucleotide-sugar transmembrane transport
Cellular component (GO): Golgi membrane
Molecular function (GO): pyrimidine nucleotide-sugar transmembrane transporter activity
Source: RefSeq, a predicted model, not a curated record
AGCUUAGAAUGAUAGUAAUUGAGAAUGUGGGGCCUCGAUCCCCGGCAACAACUAAGAGACGGUGGGCAAACAAGAUUAAGUGGGGGUUCCUCUUGGGCCUCAUGGUGCUCAUCUAUGGCUCUCACGCACCGCUUAUCACUCUCACCAAGGUUGAUGGUCAAGUCCCAUUCAACGCCUCCUCCUGCGUCCUCAUGAUCGAGUUAGCCAAACUCCUCAUCUCCCUGCUGAGCCUGGCUCUCACCGGUUCCACAUCAACCCUUAAAUCUCCUCCAUAUCUGCUCCUCGUGGCCCCUUACGCUGUCCCCGCCGUGCUGUACACCUUUAACAACAACCUGGUUGUUGUCAUGCAGGCCUACAUGGAUCCAAGCUCAUUCCAAAUGCUCUCCAAUCUCAAAAUAGCUUCGACCGCAUUGCUGUACUCCGUCUGUCUGGGAAAAAGGCUACGGUCUGCUCAGUGGGCCGCCUUGGGGCUUCUCAUGGCUGCAGGGGGCUUCCACAGCUACAGCACCCUGGAUCUACAAGGUCCUCAGAGGGCUGACGUGGAUGAGGGUCCCAGGCUUCACAUUACUGCUUGGGGGCUUUUUCUUGUGCUGGUGUACUGCGGUGUGUCAGGGCUGGCUGCAGUUUACACAGAGAGGGUGCUGAAGAGCCAAAAGUUGCCCCUCAGCGUACAGAAUCUCUACCUCUAUGUGUUUGGAGUGGCAAUCAACGGGCUGUCCUCUCUCUCCACUAUAGGAAGUGACAAAAGGUUUCUGGAAGGCUACUCCUGGGUGGUUUGGGUCAUCAUCACAGGGCAAGCAGCAAAUGGACUUCUGAUGUCUGUGGUGCUCAAACAUGGCAGCGGGAUCACCAGGCUGUUUGUCAUUUCCUCCUCCAUACUGGUGAAUGCGCUGCUAUCCUGGGCCAUCUUAGGCUUACAGCUCACUCCUUUGUUCCCUCUACCUUGUGCUAUGAUUGGACUGGCAGCUUACCUUUAUUACAGAUAACAUAGAGUUUGUUAGAGAACGGCUUGUUUGGCUUCAAAGGAGCUCCAAACAAAGACUGCCUGUUGUUGACCAUAACAUUUGAGAUUCAUUUGUUGGUACUGUGCAUUUCAAGACUAUCCAUAUCCCUUGCACUUGUUUACAUUUUUGUCACAUUCCAACCUCAAACUUCAGUGCAUUAUGUUGAGGAUCAUGGUCCAGCUGGAAACCUUUUGAAGCCUCUGACCAGCCGUGUGCAGCAUUAAGGUCCAUCUAUUGUCACCUAAAUUCUGACUGGCGUCCCUGUCCUUACUUAAAGAAAAAUGGAGCAUGAUUCUUGCAGGGUGUGUUAUGGGGCUGGUAUUUCUGCCACAUAGUGUUUUGCAAAUUGUUUCGUUUAACCAGAGCAGCUUCUACAUGUUUGCUAUGUCCCCUAAGCGGGUUACAGCAAACGGCAAACAGGACUUCUUAUGUCUAUCUUUCAACAAUGACUAUCUUCCUGACACUCUGCUAUAAUGGCCAGAUUUGUGAAGUGCAUCAUAAAUGGUUUUCCCUUUCAAUAGGUUCUUCCACCUGAGCUGCGGAUCUCUACAACUCCUCCAGUGUUACCAUGUGCCUCUUGGCUACUCUGAGUAGUACUCGCCUUGUUCGGCCUGCCACUUCGGGUUUAGGGGCCAUGUCGUGGUGGGUUUGUUGUCGUGCCGUACUCUUUCAAUCUGAACAGUGCUCCAUGAGACGUUCAAACCUCCACAACUUUAACCCCGACAUGUCCUCUCUGUCCUUUGACCUUCAUGAUGCUGUUUGUUCAUUAAAGUUCUCUAACUAACCUCUGAGACUUUCACAGAUUAGAUGGAUUACUUCUGAAGGGUUGCACUAGAUUUUUAGAUGUACGUUGGUAAAAAAGACCUGAAUACAAAUGCACACUACGGUUUUUAGUUGUAGUAUCAUUUUCCUUCCACUUCACAGUUCUGCAGUACUUUGCUGUGGUCCAUUAAACCCAUGAAAUGCACUGAAGUUUGCAGCUAAAGCGUGACGGAAAGUGGAAAACUUCAAGGGAUAUGAACAGUUUUGCAGGUUUUUUUGCCUUUUUAUCUGCCUUCUGAGACUGAACUGCUUUAGUCAGAUCCCGUCGCUUAUUUCAUUUACCAAAGACUUAAAAGUGUUAUCUGUGGGUCAUUGAAAGAGCUGACAAUAUGAAUCAAAUGUUGAUUUUUUAUUUCACACUGUUACAUUGUUAAAGAGACAUUCUGCAAGGAUCCAUAAUCAUAAAUAUUAUGUCGUCUUUAAACAGCAGCAUCAUGGAUAGUGUUACAUGUUGUGUUGAUGACCAAUACAUUUUCUGAACCAUUUA